CCGCCAGUCCAUACCCUCAGCUCGCCGUUGCGACAAGCCUUCAAGAUGCCGAGCCACAAGAGUUUCCGCACCAAGCAGAAGCUUGCUAAAGCUCAGAGACAGAACCGUCCUAUUCCCCAGUGGAUUCGUCUCCGCACUGGUAACACCAUCAGAUACAACGCCAAGCGGAGACACUGGCGCAAGACCCGUCUCGGUAUCUAAACUCGUUCAAGCCGAUCA
Molecule: messenger RNA, 219 nt
Organism: Aspergillus saccharolyticus JOP 1030-1
Lineage: Eukaryota; Fungi; Ascomycota; Eurotiomycetes; Eurotiales; Aspergillaceae
Product: 60S ribosomal protein eL39
Exons: 3
Coding region: 46-201 (51 amino acids)
Biological process (GO): translation
Cellular component (GO): cytosolic large ribosomal subunit; ribosome
Molecular function (GO): structural constituent of ribosome
Source: RefSeq, a predicted model, not a curated record